Messenger RNA from Stegostoma tigrinum, 1557 nucleotides. Its product is annotated as dynein light chain 2, cytoplasmic. Gene Ontology annotation, cellular component: cytoplasmic dynein complex. The record is from RefSeq and is a predicted model, not a curated record. The coding region runs from base 36 to 431 and encodes 131 amino acids. NCBI's taxonomy places the organism in Eukaryota, Metazoa, Chordata, Chondrichthyes, Orectolobiformes, Stegostomatidae. Gene Ontology annotation, biological process: microtubule-based process; cilium assembly. The transcript is spliced from 3 exons. Gene Ontology annotation, molecular function: dynein light intermediate chain binding; dynein intermediate chain binding.
AUGCACAGACGGAGAGCACGGCCUGCUCGGAGCCAAUGGACGUGGCAGGCGGCUCAGCCAUUGCGGAGGGGCUGGGCGGUAUUUCAAGCAGGCAGGGAGGGGAGAGGGGUGUCGCAAAAAACAGCGGAUCGCAUCAGGGAAAAAGAGAGGAGCCAAGCACGAUGUCCGACAGAAAGGCUGUUAUCAAAAAUGCUGACAUGUCUGAAGAUAUGCAGCAAGAUGCAGUAGACUGUGCAACGCAAGCCAUGGAAAAGUACAACAUCGAAAAGGACAUUGCUGCCUUUAUCAAAAAGGAAUUUGACAAGAAGUACAAUCCAACAUGGCACUGCAUUGUUGGCAGAAACUUCGGCAGUUAUGUCACACACGAAACAAAACAUUUCAUCUACUUUUACCUAGGUCAAGUUGCGAUUCUCUUAUUCAAGUCUGGCUAAAAGGAGGAAAGGGGUUUAAAAUAUGAACUAAUGCACUGACGGCUGGAGCCACAGUCCCUUUAAUGGCUAAACAGCUGCAUGGACUUUAUCUUGUGUAUAUGUAGCAGUAAACUUGCUUUAGUUGCCCAGAAAGGCUUUCUUUUUUUAUUUUGUUGAAAUGGAUAAUGCUUAACAGUGGCCUUUAAAAUAAUAAACUGGAGUGGUUCUACUUGAAGAUUAGAUCACUGGACUUCUCUUCUGAAGCAAAGUUGUUUUUUUUAAAAAUUCAAACCCAAUCCUAUUUUUUUCCUCCAUUCAGUUUGGAAGAGAGGGCAGUUGUACUGCAGAUAUUGGGUGUAAAAUACUUACUGGCUUUCUUUUAAGCUAUAAUUCUUUUAAUAGCAAAAUUUGCUAUUGCAUUGAAUUCCAUCAGCAACAUUACCUUUUUUAUUUUAAAAAGGAAAAUUUGGAUUUGAAUCACCACUGUUCUGAGGCUAAGUAAGACUUUAUUUAAAAAUCCGCUACAUAGAAACAUGAAAUUGCUGGCUUACCAGAAUGACGAGGAUGGCUUGAUUGCACCUUAAGUAGGGCAAACCUGUGUGUUUUCCCCCUUGUUCUGUAAUCUGCCAAGAGUGGAGAUACUUUCAAUACUUAGAAUUCUGUGCAAGGUCAUCAUCAAACCAGCAACAGCUGAAGUUGCUCUGACUUGCUGUAAACGUACAGAUGCUACCAGGCAGUUUGUACACUAUAUCACAUGGUUUUCUGUUUGCAUGUUUUUCCCAAGGUGUGUGUAACACGGUGUUUUUCUUUUCAAAACCCAUCCCUAGUCACAAAUCACUUUAAAACAUUAGGAUAGCUUAUGUUAAUAUAAGCAAACUAUAUACUUAAUGGUGCUUAUAUUGUGUGUUUUUUUUCUUCUUGUCUUCCCAAAUGUCAAACAAAUCUAAACUGCUGAGGAUUUUGACCCUCUCCCUCCCUUUUUUUUUCCUUUUUUGCCACCCCCACCCUACCCCUAUACUUGUGUAUGUACAUAGACUACAUAGCUUGUGAUUAAAGCAUGAAAAAGCUUCACUCCUGGUUCAUAAUCUGUCAAUGAGCUAAUUGUUAAUUGCCAAUAAAUGGAAAGGUGUCAGACCUCUGUCAAUUA